Acomys russatus (golden spiny mouse) is the source of this 3150-nucleotide messenger RNA. It is a transcript of the gene Kifc2, whose product is annotated as kinesin family member C2. The record is from RefSeq and is a predicted model, not a curated record. Bases 380 to 2746 code for a protein of 788 amino acids. Gene Ontology annotation, molecular function: ATP binding; microtubule binding; microtubule motor activity. Gene Ontology annotation, biological process: microtubule-based movement. The transcript is spliced from 18 exons. NCBI's taxonomy places the organism in Eukaryota, Metazoa, Chordata, Mammalia, Rodentia, Muridae.
GGCUCCCAGGGAUAGGUGGGGUUUUGGCUGAGCUAUCCCGGGAGAAGGGGUUGUACACCUGUGCGCUGACAGCUGCGUUUGUGUGCGCGUACCUUGGUAGGGUCUCCGCGGGAUUUCCAAAUGAGGCCAGACAGCGGUUGGGGGCUCUUUGCGCCCGCUGUUUGCGAAAUAGGGCCUAAAAACGCUCGACAGAGCCUUAAGGACAGGUUUUGCAGGUCUCCACGGUCGCCCCUCAGAGUACGCCUUCCGCCCGCGGAACAUAGUCCGUGGGGGCGGCCGCCACGAGCAUGCGCACGGGCACUGCGGCGGGCGGGUGCGGAGUCCUGGUGCGGGGACGCGGGGCGGCGCGAAGCGGUGCUCUCUGCCGCCCCGCGCCCCCAUGUACGCCUUUUACUCUCUGCUCAUCUACAUCUUCUACAGUCUUUUCCGCAGGGAUGGCGGGGCAACGGCGGCCGCGGACCCCGGGGACCCCACCCAGAGAGGCGGUGGUGGCAAACCUAGGGGUCGUCGCCGCCCGGAUCAGUUCGCCUCAGAACUGUGGACCGAGUUGAACAGCCUGGCGGGCUGCUCGGAAUCUGAAGAUGGUCAGAAAGGAGCAGAGGGUGGAGCAGCUGAGGUGUCCCUGGAAGAGGCACUCAUGCGCCUUGCUGAGUUCCUCUCCCUCCAGUUGAGGGCAGAAGAGAGCUGCGGGACUCCCCCUGACCUGGGCAAGCCCGGUGAGGUCCCCCCACUGUUGACAGUAACAAGUCAGCUCUUAGCCCUUCUGGCAUGGACACGGAGCCCCAGGGGGAGGCAGGCCCUUCUCCAGGGGACUCAGCCAGCCUGCCCAGUGCAGCCCUCCACUCUAGAUGGGUCUCUGUCACAGGAAGAAAGCUCCUCUCAACCGUCUCCCAGCUUGGAUGAGGCACCAAGGGAAGAGACCCAGGAACAUCAGCCUCCCCAAGUGGAGGAGGAACAGAGAGCUUGGCAGCGGUUGGAACAGCUCAUUCUUGGACAGCUGGAAGAGCUGAGACAGCAGCUGGAGCAGCAGGAAGAAGAGCUGAGUAGACUCCGCCUGGGAGUGGGGGUGACAGACUCCGAGAAGAGAGUUCAGCAUCUCACACUAGAGAAUGAAGCCUUGAAACAGAGCUUGAGCCUCACUCGGGACCUCCUGCUGCACUGGGGCCCUAGCCCCCUCACCAGAGCUCCACAGGAGGAGGCAGGGGCGCUGUUGGAGCUGCAGGGCCAGCUUCAAGAGGCCCAGGACACCACAGAGGCUCUUCGAGUCCAGCUGGGGGUACAGGAGAUGCAGCUGCAGGGCCUUCGAGGGGCUCUCCAGAAGCUCCAGCAGGAGACAGAACAGAACUGCAGACAGGAGCUCCAGCAGGUUCAUGGACAGCUGGCAGGACUUCGGGCACGGAUGGCCAGCCUUCGUCAGGGAUGUGGGGACCUCCGAGGAUUGGUCAGCACCUUUACCCAGAGUUGUCAGGGCUCGCUGAGUGAGGCCCAGGGCCAGGUAUCCUGGGCCCUUGGGGCUCUGUCAGCUGGAGGGGCUAGGACUCAGCUUCCAGAAGGGCAGCAGGGACCCCCAGCUGGAUGCUCAGGGCGGCUCUUAGAACUCAAGGGGAACAUUCGUGUUCUGUGUCGGCUGAGACCCGCUGAAGGGACACCUUCCAGCCUGGUGAGCGUGGAGCCGGGGCAAGGGGGGACCAUCACCACCUGCUACCGAGGGCGCCAGCAUCGCUUUCGCCUGGACUGGGUCUUUCCUCCAGAUGCCAGCCAGGAGGAGGUCUUCAGGCAGCUGGAGCCUGCUGUGUUGUCCUGCCUCCAGGGGUACAGCGUCUGCAUCUUCACUUACGGUCAGACCGGGACUGGGAAAACCUACAGCAUGGAGGGCCCACCCGAGGACCCUGGCAUAGCUCCUAGGGCACUGCAAUUGCUGUUCCGGGAGAUGGGGACUGGAGGGCACCACCAUGUGACCCUCAGCAUGGUGGAGAUCUACAACGAGGCGGUCAGGGACCUCCUAGCUACAGGGCCUCCAGAGCGCCUGGUAGUGAGGCAGGGACCUGCAGGGCAGGGGGGAAUUCAAGUGGCUGGCCUCACACACUGGGAUGUACCUAACCUGGAAACCCUUCAUCAGAUGCUGAGUCUAGGGAGGAGCAACCGAGCUACAGCAGCCACUGUCAUGAACCAGCACAGCUCACGCUCGCAUGCCCUAGUUACGCUGACCUUCCGUGCUGCAUCUCCACCUCGUGCCCAGGGUAUCACAGGCACACUGCACCUGGUGGACCUGGCGGGAUCCGAGCGCGUGUGGAAGGCGGGAGUGGCCAGCAUGCCACAGAGAGACCCGAAUGGCGCCCGGCGUCUGCGGGAGGCCCAGGCAAUCAACCGCUCCUUGCUGGCUCUAGGCGGAGUGAUGGCCGCGCUCCGAGCUCGGAGACCGCACGUGCCCUUCCGAGACUCACAGCUUACACGCCUGCUACAGCCAGCGCUUGGUGCAGGCACCACUGCGAUUCUGCUGCUGCAGAUCUCCACGAGGGCGGAAGAUCUCCGGGAGACCAUCUGCUCACUCAAGUUCGCCGAGCGAGUGGGUCAAGUGGAACUGGGGCCAGCACGGCGACGUCGGGCCCCACGCUCUGGAACCCCUUCUUCUCUCAGUACUGAGACACCACUCACUGGAACUUCCUGCACCCCUACUCCGUCUCCUGGCAGCCCCAACAGCUGUUCUGGCUUGACUCUGGAGCCUCCAGGGGACCUGCCUCCCUAGAUGUGGGUCAAAGCCCUUCGAUCUGGGCUUGGGAACAUAACCUCUGCUGGCAGAGGCAGCAGGGAAGUUCCUGUUUCCCAUCUCCCAGGUCAACCUUUUUUAAAAAACAACAGCAACAACAACCCCCUCUGGGGCCCUAACUGCCCCCAAAGAGUCCCACAGUCUCCCCUUCUUGAUCUGGCCGGGGAAUGUUAUGUUUGGAGAAAUGAUUGCCUCCCCCCCUUCCACCCCCAACUGGGCCACAGGCCCUUAGCUCUCUUUCCUUAUCACCAUUUGUCCUUAUCACCACACACAGCAGGGGACCCAGAGCUGCAGGAACCAGACCCCAGACCAAGUGGCUUCCCAAGUCACCACCCUGCCCCCAAUAUCAGACUCGGAAUUAAAUGUUGUAAAGUCCUUUACUG